CGAUGCGGGCCUCUUUUUCCUGUUUGGCUGCUGCUUUCUUGGCCCCUCUUGUAUCUGGUCAGUUUGUAGCUCAGCCUACAGAUCUCAAGACUGUCAAAGGGCCUGCAGGAGUCACCGUCCGAUUUAAACAAGUUCCCAACGGGAUUUGCGAGACGAAUGACAAGGUGAAGAGCUUCGCGGGCUAUGUGGACGUUAGCCCAACUCAGCACAUGUACUUUUACCUGUUCGAAGCGAGACAGAAUGCAGCCGCAGCUCCCAUGACGGUCAGGCUGGAUGGAGGACCUGGGGCGUCGUCCAUGAAUGGACUCUUCGGCGAAAUCGGCCCCUGCACGAUCAAUGCCAAGGGAAAGGUGGUCGACAACCCGUUAUCCUGGUCAGGCGUGAGCAACUUGCUCUUUGUCGACCAGCCAGCAACCGUCGGUUUUUCAUACACCACUCUAGUCAACGGCACUGUAAAUCCCAAGACGGCCGAGAUCAUACCCCAGCAGUGUACGUUGGCAGACCCGCGAUGCGGGACCUACUCGUCAAUGGACAUCUCCCUCACACCAAACUCGACGACCGAAGCCGCAAAGGUGUUCUACCAGGUAAUGCAGGGAAUUAUGGGCGCCUUUCCACAGUACACAUCCAACGGAGUGCAUAUCACCGGCCAGUCCUACGGUGGCCACUAUGCGCCUAUUUUUGCCAGCUACAUCACCCAGCAAAACCAGCUGAAAGCACCUGGCACUCUCCCGAUCCCCCUCAAAUCCAUUUCCAUUGAAGACGGGUUUAUGGACACCCGAGUGCAGUUUGGUGCAUAUUACAACUACUCAGUGUCCCCGGGCAACCCUUACGACAUAAAGCCCUUUAACGAUACUCUCCAGCAACAGCUCUUUACCAAUAUGUUCGGUCCCGGCGGGUGUCAGGAUCGACAGACAGCCUGCAACAGCAAGCCAGCUGACAAGAUCUGCGCAGAUGCCGACGCUUUCUGUGUUGACAAGGUUGAAGAUUUCUGGGACAUCAACGCGCGCCGCGCCGAAAACGAUAUCCGGUACUUGCUGCCAUAUCCGUUCCCGGCACCAUUUUUCAUCGCGUACCUCAACAGAGCCGACAUACAAGCAGCUAUCGGGGCUUCGAACAACUUUACCCAGGCGUCGGUGCAGACGUCCAUGGCCUUCAGCUCGACCGGCGACGACAGCCGCACAGGCGAACUCGUUACCAAGUCAAUGGCAAGUCUGCUUCAACAGGGCAUCACUGUCGCCCUCUUCACUGGCGACGCGGAUUACGACAGCAACAUGAUCGGCGCCCAAAUCGUUGCGGCGAACGUGGGUGCCGCCAACUGGGCCUCGGCCGGGUUUGUGAACUUGACGGCCAACAGCGACGGCCAGAUCCCUGGCGAGGUAAAGCAAGCCGACGGCUUCUCGUUCACAAGGCUCUUCUUUGCGGGUCACUUGUCUGCCUUCAACCAGCCAGAGGCCGCGCUUAGAAUCCAAGAGCGCGUCAUCAAAGGUGUCGACAUCGCCACAGGCAUGACGUCAAUGGCGUUUGGAAAGAACUUGAUUACAAAAGGGCCCUUGGAGAGCACGUUCAAGGAGGGCUCGGCAACGGUCCAGACGCAAGUCGUGCCAAAGGGCGCUACCUAUGAUCCGCACACGCAUCUCCCUGUGCUUCCAAAGCUGGCUGCAGAGCAAGAACUAGAGGUCCAUCCCCUAGUAGGCUUAACAGCAAAGAACAUUAGGAAGAUGUUAAGAGAGGAUAGUUCUGCAACCUAUCUAGACACUGUGGUUUAGUUAAAG
This is a messenger RNA of Colletotrichum destructivum, 1772 nucleotides long. Its product is annotated as Putative peptidase S10, serine carboxypeptidase, alpha/Beta hydrolase. Gene Ontology annotation, biological process: proteolysis. The transcript has a single exon. Gene Ontology annotation, molecular function: serine-type carboxypeptidase activity. NCBI's taxonomy places the organism in Eukaryota, Fungi, Ascomycota, Sordariomycetes, Glomerellales, Glomerellaceae. The record is from RefSeq and is a predicted model, not a curated record. The coding region runs from base 3 to 1766 and encodes 587 amino acids. Gene Ontology annotation, cellular component: fungal-type vacuole.